AUGCCGUUCGAACGUCAAGCUAGAAAAUACGGAUGGAGCGCCAUGGAAAGAGUGGACAGGCUACAUGAGUGUUUGAGAGGAGCUGCAGUGCGGUAUGUCUGUUCAUUACCAGAACGUACAAGGGAAGAUUAUGUCCUCCUGGUCGAGCAACUCACUCAACGUUUUGGGAAAAAAGACCCCCCAACCACAAUAAGAAGAAAGAUAGGGGAGCUCCGGCAAGCACGAGAGACAUCAGCUGAGUUUGCAGAGGAGGUGAGACGCCUUAUCACACUUGCUUAUCCAGGGGUGGAUCUCCAGCUGCAAGACCAACUAGCAACUGAUGCUUUCCUCAAGGGAUUACGAAACCAAAAGGUGGCUUAUGAAGUCAUGAAUCGUGACCCAGGCUCCUUCGUUGAGGCCCAAAAGUUUGUGGAGGCCCAUGAACAUAACUUCAAAGCCACCGUGGGCCGUGACACUGAAGUUAAGAACAGAGCAAGACGCAUCUCAUGGGUUGAUGAAGGAGACUUAUGUGAGGAUACUGCUACAAUGUCCCGCAGAGUCCAGACCCCCCAGUUGAGACACUCCAGUCCACAAACACCGGACCCCACCGACCCAAAGCAGCCCAAAGCUCUUUACCAGAAAGAAAACAAAACUAUCAGGCACAACCCAACAGAGGUCGCUCUCAAUCACCAAGCCCAAAUCGUGGGGCAGCUGGUCCAUGCUUUAGAUGUGGAGAAACAGGACAUUUCCGAAAGGACUGUGCUAGGCCGCCCAGCCCUGUGGCUGCACGUAGCGAUGUCAAAGCAAAGUACAGUACCUCGCUAUACAGAUGACAGUGGUCCAUCGCUGCUGGUUGGGAGAAUAGCAACAGCCUUUGACAUUCCCGAACACCUCCAUGGCCUGGUCGCUGCUACAAGUGAGGCUCUCAAUGAGGAACAACAACAGCGGUUCAUUCAGCUACUGCUCACAUACCAAUCCGUCUUUGCCAAAAAUGACUCUGACCUUGGUUACAUGUCCGUUGUUACGCACAAGAUCGACACUGGAUUAUCUAGGCCUGUACGCCAGCCUGUGAGAAGAACUCCUCUGGGAUUUCAAGGUGAAGAGGAGGCACAUCUUAAAGCCAUGCUGGAAGAGGGUGUAAUCACACCAUCGGCAUCCGAAUGGGCCUCUCCAGUGGUCCUAGUACGCAAAAAGGACGGGGGAGUGAGGUGGUGUGUAGAUUAUCGCAGUCUGAACAGUCUAACCAUUAAAGACGCUUAUCCACUACCCCAGAUUGAAGAGUGCCUAGAUGUUAUUGGUGGAGCUUCAAUGUUCUCUACCCUCGAUCUUCAGUCUGGUUACUGGCAGAUUGCAGUGGAUAGCAAGGAUCGUGAGAAGACGGCUUUCAUCACCAAAUGGGGCCUUUAUGAAUAUACCAGAAUGCCAUUUGGACUCUGUAACGCCCCGAGUACGUUUCAGAGAGCGAUGGAGCUCGUCCUCAGAGGGCUUCAGUGGGAAACCCUUCUCAUCUAUCUUGAUGACGUCAUUGUCAUUGGCAAUGGGGUGGACCAGAGCUUGGAUCGGCUUGAGCAGGUUUUCCAGAGGUUCCAGAGCUAUGGACUAAAACUAAAGCCAUCAAAAUGUCACCUGUUACAAGAAGAAGUUCUCUUCCUUGGACACAUUGUGAGUGGCAACAGAGUUGGACCAAAUCCUGCUCUUGUCAAAGAUGUACAGCAAUGGAACCCCCCCAACAACCUACAAGAGCUGCAGGCCUUCCUUGGGCUAUGUAACUAUUAUCGCAAGUUUGUCCCAAGUUUUGCAGAGCUGGCAAGCCCCCUCCAUAAUCUUCUCAAAAAGGGAACAGUGUUUCAAUGGACUGACGAGCACCAAGCUGCUUUUACUAUGCUCAAAGAAAAGCUGACCACCGCACCUGUGUUGGGGUAUCCCCGUACUGAAGGAAAGUUCAUUCUGGAUACAGACGCCUCAAACAACAGUGUCGGAGCAGUCCUGUCGCAGAUCCAGUGGGGAGAAGAGAGAGUUCUGACCUAUGCCAGUAGCCACCUGUCCCCAGCUCAACAAAGGUACUGCGUCACUCGUCGUGAAUUACUCGCUGUUGUUCGCUUCACACGCCAGUUCCGCCACUAUCUACUGGGCAGGAAGUUCCUACUACGGACCGACCAUGGCAGUCUCACCUGGCUUUUCCGUUUCAAGUGCCCUGAAGGACAGCUAGCUCGUUGGCUGGAAGAGUUGAGCCAAUAUGACUUCCACAUUGAGCAUCGGGCUGGUAAGCAGCAUGCUAAUGCAGAUGCCCUAUCAAGGCUGCCAAACAACAUGGACAAAUGUGACUGUUACCAGGCAGGGAUAAAUCUGUCAGAUCUGCCAUGCAAAGGGUGCAGGUAUUGCUGGAAAGUUCAUGAACAGUGGGCCAAGUUCGAAGAAGAUGUGGAUGAUGUUGUGCCACUAGCAGUAAGGUGCAUUGAGCCCCAAGGCAACGCAAAUGUUGAUGGCACUCAGUCGGUUGAGAGUCAGCCAUCUGCACCUUUGCCAGAGACCCCCGAAGUCAACUGGCUUGAGUCCCUUAGUCCCGAGCAGCUGGCAACAUUGCAGAAAGCAGAUUCUGUUCUCGCUACUCUUCAUACAUGGAAGGAAACAGGGACACUCCCCACCAAAGAUGAAGUAAUGCUGGAGGGCCCUGCUGUAAGAAAGUUCUGGCUAUGUUGGCCCCAAGUCACAUUAAGACAAGGAGUCCUCUAUUACUCCUGGGACAGAAUUGGAGACCAGCACCCAACUCAGCUGCUAUUAGUUCCAUCGUCCAUGCAGAAAGAAAUCCUACAGUCAUGCCACAAUCCUCCAUACUCUGGUCACCUGGGAGAAGCCAAAACCCUACAGCGUGUGCGGCAAAGCUACCACUGGUAUGGAAUGGGCAGAGAUGUUCAGCUGUUUGUCAAGAGUUCACGAGGUGGGUUGAAGCUUUUCCAGUCCCUGACCAAGGUGCUGAAACGACUGCAAGAAAGCUAG
Molecule: messenger RNA, 2976 nt
Organism: Knipowitschia caucasica
Lineage: Eukaryota; Metazoa; Chordata; Actinopteri; Gobiiformes; Gobiidae
Source: the annotation of a GenBank genome assembly